Molecule: messenger RNA, 1232 nt
Organism: Lactuca saligna
Lineage: Eukaryota; Viridiplantae; Streptophyta; Magnoliopsida; Asterales; Asteraceae
Source: the annotation of a GenBank genome assembly
AUGCCCAUUUCAUCACAGUACUUUUCCUAUACAAUAUUCCUUCUCAUUUUGCAGUUGUUGUUGCCUACAAUCUUGUAUGCUAGUAAUGAUUGCAUGUACACCUCCAUUAUUGCCUUCGGUAACUCACUAACUGAUACUGGCCGAUGCUCCGAUGGUCGACUCAUCAUUGAUUUUUUAGCUAAGGGUUUGGGGUUGCCAUUUAUACCACCAUAUGUUGGAAGCAAGGAGAAUGGCAACAAGACUGAGCUAGGAAAAGGUGUGAAUUAUGCGGUGGUGGGUGCAUACGCUUUGAAUUCAUCAUUUCAUGAAGCGAGAGGAGUUUUUAAUUUUUUAACAAAUGUAUCUUUAGGAGAUGAAUUUGAAUGGUUUAAACGAUCAUUGUCUUCCUUCUGUUCCAGUUUUUCACAUUGCAAACUAAAGAUUCGACAUUCUUUAUUUCUUGUGGGAGAGAUUGGAGGUAAUGACUACAGUAUGGAAUUAGUUGCCGGUAAAUCCAUUAAACAAGUCAAGUCAUUUGUUCCACUUGUUAUAGAUAAGAUCACCACAACAGUAAAAAAACUCAUUGAACUUGGUGGAAAAAUAUUUGUUGUUCCAAAUCUUUUACCCAUAGAAUGCACCCCACUUGCUUUAACAUUGUUUAAAUCCUCAGAUGCCAAAAUGUACGAUAACACAACUGGUUGUUUAAUCUCGAUAAAAAAGCUUGAGGAGUACCACAACCAACUACUCCAAAGGGAAUUACACAAAAUCCGAGUGAAUUUCCCAAAGGUUAAUGUUAUAUAUGCGGAUUACUACAAUGCUGCAUUACAGUUGUAUCGAUCCCCAACACAAUUUGGAUUUGUUCAACCUUUGAGAGCAUGUUGUGGUGGUGGAGGGCCAUAUAAUUACAACCCAUCAGCAUUAUGUGGAGAGCGAUCAUCAACUGUAUGUGCUCAUCCGAAUAGAUUUGUUAACUGGGAUGAAAUUCACUUGACAGAGGCUGCGUAUAGAAUGAUAUACAAGAGUGUAUUUAAAGGUUCAUACAGUAUACCUCGAUUCAGUUCUCUGUGCCCUGCCAUUGCAAGCUAGAUGCCGAUAGGUGGGACCAAAUAUGUUCGGUAGCAUCAACUUUCGAUCGCAUAAAAAAUAUCUAGUUAAAUGUGAUUGAUUAUAAAUAGUGGAGUCACUUUAGCUCUUCUUUUAGGGGGUUUUAAUUAAGUUCUUAAAGCAAUAAAUAUUUACUAAAUCGUUAUAUA